This is a messenger RNA of Penicillium subrubescens, 921 nucleotides long. Its product is annotated as endo alpha-1,4 polygalactosaminidase. The transcript has a single exon. NCBI's taxonomy places the organism in Eukaryota, Fungi, Ascomycota, Eurotiomycetes, Eurotiales, Aspergillaceae. The coding region runs from base 1 to 921 and encodes 306 amino acids. The record is from RefSeq and is a predicted model, not a curated record.
AUGUCUUUCUCUAACAACUCGAGCUGGGGACACUUCUUUCUCAAGGGCAAGACCCUGGCCCUUUGUUUUUUUGGCCUCAUCCUGCUCGUACUCUGCCUAGGCUCCUGGGCGGAGCUUCCAGGCAGCUCCAUUCAAAGCACCAUUUUGAAGCGAAGCACCGAAGUCAGUGACACGGCCAUCUGGCAGCCAAAGUCUGGAGUUAAAUGGCAGAUCCAGCUAGUGGAUGCCGUUGAAGAUAUCGCCAAUGCUGACAUUUUCGACAUCGACAUGUUUGACAACACCGCUGAAAAAAUCUCCGAAAUUCACAAGACGGGUGCUAAAGUCAUUUGCUAUUUCUCCGCUGGUACCUACGAGGACUGGAGACCCGAUGUCAAGGAGUUCGCCGAUCCCGACUUUGGCAGUGCACUUGAAGACUGGCCUGGCGAGCGUUGGCUCGAUCUGCACUCAAGCAACGUCCGCAAGAUCAUGCAAGCCCGUCUUGAUCUGGCGAAGCAGAAGGGUUGCGACGGCGUUGACCCUGACAAUAUCGAUGCAUACGGCAACGACAAUGGUCUCGGUCUGACUGAGGCUGAUUCCAUCGAUUAUCUGGAUUUCCUUGCAUCCGAGGCUCACUCUCGCGGGAUGUCGAUUGGACUCAAGAAUGGAGGCGACAUCAUCCCCUCGGUCAUUGAGAAGAUGCAAUGGUCGGUCAACGAACAGUGUGCGCAAUAUGACGAGUGCGAUGUCUAUGCGGCUUUCACGGAUGUCGGCAAGCCCGUCUUUCACAUUGAGUAUGCUGAUGAGAUCGAGGUCAACAAUAAGCUUAAAGUUCGUGAUGUCACGAGCUCACAGAAGUCUGCGGCUUGUGAUGCAAAGAGUGCCGAGAACUUUUCGACUGUCAUCAAGAACAUGCAGUUGGAUGCUUGGGUUGAAUAUUGCUAG